UGAGUGAUUCAAGUGAGAGUGUUGGUGGCUAUUUAAUCCUGAUGCUUUCUGAGGGGGUGGGGUGGGUAGGUCAUGAAGAGGGGAAUCAACUCUCCGCUUCUGUGUGAAAACUUAGGAUCUGAACAGUAGUGCUUCAUACAGUGAACGCUAAUCAUAUUAUCUGAUAGUGUUUUGUGCUUUCUUCUGUGUUAUACAGUGGUGUGAAAAAAGACAAAAAACAAUAUGCUGAGAUCGGUGCAAACGGGAGCUGUGACGUCAUCAUCGAGGGAUGCAGCGGCACCCCACGUGGUGAGGAUGACCCCUGAGCAGGUCGCCGUCCUGGAGGCGGAGUUCAACAAAAUGAAGACCCUCCACGAGACCGACCUUGAACUGCUUGCUGCCGAAAUGGCGCUCAGUGAGAAGGAUGUCAAGGCCUGGUACACACAUCGUAUAGCUUCUUGGAGGAGAUCGCAAGGUUUAUCCGACUGUUUUGGAAUCAUAUAGAUAGACUAUCAUUAUCAAAUUGAAUGUAAACUAUUUUUACCAUUAAUUUAUUAAUAUUAUUAUACUAUAUUUAUUGUUUGAUUGUGAAUGAACGGUACCCAGCACCGUCAAUAAAAUGUUGUGCCCAUUUGCAGUAAGUUUACAGUGCUAAUAGUUUGCUGAAAGUACCUAUACCUAAUAAAUUUGUUGUACAAAUUAUAAUUUAUUAAAGAUUAAUAAUAAGUAAGUUUGUUAUGUCUAUUAAAACCCACAUUUCUCGUUUCAAUUUAUUUAUUUAGAAAU
Molecule: messenger RNA, 765 nt
Organism: Nilaparvata lugens (brown planthopper)
Lineage: Eukaryota; Metazoa; Arthropoda; Insecta; Hemiptera; Delphacidae
Product: homeodomain-only protein-like
Exons: 3
Coding region: 223-483 (86 amino acids)
Biological process (GO): cell differentiation; regulation of transcription by RNA polymerase II
Cellular component (GO): nucleus
Molecular function (GO): DNA binding
Source: RefSeq, a predicted model, not a curated record